This is a messenger RNA of Pimephales promelas (fathead minnow), 2823 nucleotides long. The record is from RefSeq and is a predicted model, not a curated record. Lineage: Eukaryota; Metazoa; Chordata; Actinopteri; Cypriniformes; Leuciscidae.
CUGUGGCUGCCUCGCUGCUUUCACGUUAGGCAUUUGUUUUGUUUGUCUGUCUGUUUGCCACAACAUGGAUCUUGUUUUAUGGUAUGUGAUUGGACUGCUUGUUAUGAUUUUAAACACAUACUUUGCUCAAGGAAGCAACUUCGACAAUGCUGCUGGCGGCGGCAAACCCUGUGAAAUACGAUACAGCAGAGAAUUCCUAUUGCUGCUCCGCAAUCACAUCCCCCCGGACUAUUUAACUGUGGACUUGAUACCGAACUGUCUCAAAUCCAAUCCUAAGGAAGGGAAUAAUCGGUCGAAACGUAAACGUGGCCGUAAGAGUGGUAUUCGACUUCGACUGAAGAGGAUGAAAAACAAACUCCCUUUACCUACUACACUGCUUAUCAACGCGCAAUCACUGAGAGCGAAGACAGAGGAGUUAUCGGCUAACACCCGCUUCCUGUACGAGUAUAGGAGCGCGUGUGUCUUGGCAAUCACUGAGACUUGGCUGGAUAGUAACAUCGCGUCCAGUGAGGUGGAACCUUCAGGUUUCUCGGCGUUUAGGACCGACCGAGACCCCAACAUCACCGGGAAGGCUCGCGGAGGCGGAGUCUGUUUCCUCAUCAGGGACGAGUGGUGCCGGGCAGUUACGGUGAGAGAGAAACUUUGUACUCCUGACAUCGAGCUGCUGUGUGUUUCUCUGCGACCCUUCUAUCUGCCAAGGGAGUUUCCUCAAAUUUUCCUUACAGUGGUAUAUAUACACCCAAAGGCAAAUGUCAACAAAGCAUCAGAGAUUCUUUUUAACCUCUCACAGAAUCUGGAGUCACUUUCACCUGAUGCUCCUAAGUUCAUCCUGGGAGAUUUUAAUAACUGUUCCCUUAAAAAACAUCUACGCACAUACUAUCAGUAUGUUAAGUGUUUUACUAGGAAAAAUAAGUCUUUAGACAUGUGUUAUGGAACCGUCAAAGACGCCUACACAGCAUCCCAGCUACCACCACUAGGGGCGUCUGAUCACACUGUGGUUCAUCUUCGGCCUGUCUAUAAGAGGUUACUGGAGAGGGAGAAGCCUCAAAAAAGGUCUGUCAAAGUGUGGAACAAUGACAGCAUUAUGGCUCUGCAGGGGUGUUUUGACUGUACAGCAUGGGAUGUCUUUAAGAGCCCUGAUAUUAAUGAUCAUGUUGUAGCAGUGUCUGAUUAUAUUAACUUUUGUGUAGAUUCUGUGAUACCUACUAAGUCUUUUAAAGUAUUUCCUAAUGACAAGCCAUGGGUGUCAAACAAACUAAAGAAUCUUAUAAUUCAAAAGAAAAAAGCUUUUAGAAAUCAGGAUGAAACAGCGAGAAGGGACUCACAGAGGCAGAUUAAACGACAAAUACAGCUGGAUAAGUAUAGCUAUAAACAAAAGAUAGAGGCCACUCUGGCAUCUGGUAAUCCUAGAGAGGCAUGGCAAGGAAUUAAAAUUAUGACCAAUGUUCCACACAAGGGCAGGGGAAAUUCUCCACUGGUUUUGCAGAGUGAUGAACCUGAUCUGGCAAACCAGCUAAAUACAUUCUUUUGUCGUUUCGAGAGGGGAAAUAGUAUGGAAGCAACCACUGGGUUACCCCUUCCACUCCCUUGUCUCCCUCUCUCAUCUAACUUCACCAUCAAGGAAUCAGAAGUCCUUCAGCUUUUUAGGAAAUGUAAUUCUCGGAAAAGCUCAGGACCAGACAACAUAUGUGGAAGGGUCAUAAAACAUUGUGCUGAACAGCUAGCACCAGUGUUCACUGACCUUUUUAGAUCUUCUUUUAACCUUCACAAGGUCCCAACACUAUGGAAAACAUCCAUAAUUAUACCAGUGCCAAAAACUCAGCGACCCACUGGACCAAAUGACUAUCGACCAAUUGCACUAACGUCGCUGGUCAUGAAGUGCUUCGAGCAGUUAGUAAAGAGGUACAUUGUAUCUGAAACUCAGCAUCUCUUGGACCCCUUGCAAUUCGCCUAUCAGGCCUCCAGGGGAGUUGAAGAUGCCAUUGGGACACUAUUGCACUUAUUGCACACUCACCUUGAGAAACCAAAGACCCACGCUAAGAUUUUAUUUGUGGACUUUUCCUCGGCCUUUAAUACUAUCCAGCCCAGUAUUUUGGCGGAUAGACUGGCCUCAGAAUUUUCACUUGAACCUGGCUUGAUUCUUUGGAUUGUUGAUUUUCUUAGUUGUAGAAUCCAGCAGGUCAGGACAGGAACUUCUCUCUCGGUCAAGAUGUCUACUUGCACAGGCUCUCCUCAGGGAUGUGUUUUAUCUCCUUUAUUGUUUAUUUUAUAUACGAAUUCUUGUACCAGCACUUUACCAAACAGGCACCUUAUUAAGUAUGCAGGUGAUACUGCUUUGUUGAGUCUACUGUAUGAUGAUGAGGAGGAUCAGUAAACUAUUAGGGAUCACGUUACCAAGUGUGGAAUGCAUUUACAGGGAAAGAGUAAUGAACAAGGCAAAAACCAUUGUGGGAGACAAGAGGCACCCUCUUGCCUCUUCAUUCGAACUACUGCCUUCUAGGCGACGGUACUGCCUCCCUCUAUUCACUAAAAAUAGAUCAAAGUCUUCAUUUGUGCCUCAAGCAAUUAAGCUUUUAAAUAGCUAAGUUACAUAGGUAUAGGAUACUCAGCUGGUCUGGUAUUGCUUAAAUCAAAUAGGUAGUUAAUAAGUGUAGGGUAUGUGGAAUUAUGGGCUAAGUGUAGUAGUAUGUGUCUUUGUAUUUUUUCUUUUAUUUAUUUAUUUUUGUGUGUGUGUAUGAUGUAUGUCGUAUGUAUGUUGAAAUGCCUACUUGAUUGCUAUGCAAACAAAUUUCCUCACGAGGACAAAUAAAUGUACUUACUUAC